AUGGCAUUGGUCCAUGUCCUCGAUAACUAUUACCUGGCCAUCAGUUUCUUGAUUUGCUUGGGAUAUCAAGCCAUAUUCUUCGCAAUCUCUGUUGGGUUCAAGACUGAUCAGUUGAACGAUGUUGCCGGAGGUACCAAUUUUGUCCUACUGGCCAUCAUUACGGUCUCCAUGUAUGGCCAGCACGAAGCCCGCCAAAUCGUCGACAGCAUCUUCAUCAUGAUUUGGGGAGCACGUCUUGCUGGAUUCUUGCUUUUCCGAAUCAUCAAGACUGGAAAGGACGACCGCUUUGACGACAAACGUGGAAAGUUCCUGCCGAUGCUGGGCUUCUAUACCUUCCAAACGCUCUGGGUCUGGACCGUUAGCAUGCCUGUAACUGUGUUGAACAGCCCAAUUGUCAACCAAUAUCCCCAACCUGCUUUCAACAAAGCCACUGACAUUCUGGCCGUCAUCGGUUUCGGUAUUGGUAUCAUCAUGGAGACUGUCAGCGAUAUCCAGAAGUACAGAUUCAAGCAAAACCACAAGGAACGUGGCGCUGUCUGCAACGUGGGCUUCUUUGCCUGGUCUCGUCACCCCAACUACUUUGCUGAGAUUCUCAUCCAAUUCUCCAUCUAUAUGCUCGCUGUGACUCCUGCAUCUUACAACUACGUGCAUGGCGGUGCAAAGGCAGCUCUGUUCUCCAGCGUGGUUGGGCCAGUCUUCUUGACUACACUGCUGAUGUUCGUGUCUGGUCUAACCUUGCAAGAACGCCCUGGAGCGAAGAAGAGAUACGAAAAGGGUGAAGGCUGGAAUGAGUAUGCUGCUUACCUGCAUCAGACCAGUAUCCUCAUCCCCUUCCCACCAGCUCUUUAUAAGAGAAUGCCUGUCAUCCUGAAGCGAACUUUGUUCCUGGAGUUCCCGAUCUAUGUGUUUGAUCCAGCAAAGCAUGCGGAUCAAGAUGCUGCACAGAGACAUGCAGAAGAAGGACACAACUGA
Molecule: messenger RNA, 972 nt
Organism: Aureobasidium melanogenum CBS 110374
Lineage: Eukaryota; Fungi; Ascomycota; Dothideomycetes; Dothideales; Saccotheciaceae
Product: oxidoreductase-like protein
Exons: 2
Coding region: 1-972 (323 amino acids)
Cellular component (GO): membrane
Source: RefSeq, a predicted model, not a curated record